Messenger RNA from Balaenoptera musculus (blue whale), 3515 nucleotides. RefSeq names its product high mobility group box 2 (gene HMGB2). Gene Ontology annotation, cellular component: nucleus. Gene Ontology annotation, molecular function: DNA binding, bending. NCBI's taxonomy places the organism in Eukaryota, Metazoa, Chordata, Mammalia, Artiodactyla, Balaenopteridae. Gene Ontology annotation, biological process: regulation of transcription by RNA polymerase II. The transcript is spliced from 5 exons. Bases 164 to 796 code for a protein of 210 amino acids. The record is from RefSeq and is a predicted model, not a curated record.
CGCGGAGAAGUCUGCAAAACAAGAGACGGAGGAUUGCGUUAGCCACAUACCAGUUCACGCCGGAGCCGCGUUUAGCAGCGUCGCGGUCGGACCCGGCCGCUGCGCGGUACUCUGAGGAAAAGCUACCGCCAGGUGGACGCGCCGCCGCCGCCGCAGCAGCAUCAUGGGGAAGGGCGACCCCAACAAGCCGAGGGGCAAGAUGUCCUCGUACGCCUUCUUCGUGCAGACCUGCCGGGAGGAGCACAAGAAGAAACACCCCGACUCCUCGGUCAACUUCGCCGAGUUCUCCAAGAAAUGUUCCGAGAGAUGGAAGACCAUGUCUGCCAAGGAAAAAUCCAAGUUUGAAGAUAUGGCAAAAAGUGACAAAGCUCGCUAUGACAGGGAGAUGAAGAAUUACGUUCCUCCCAAAGGCGACAAGAAGGGAAAGAAAAAGGAUCCCAAUGCGCCUAAAAGGCCUCCAUCUGCUUUCUUCCUGUUUUGCUCCGAACAUCGCCCAAAGAUCAAGAGCGAACACCCUGGCUUAUCCAUUGGCGAUACUGCCAAAAAAUUGGGUGAAAUGUGGUCUGAGCAGUCAGCCAAAGACAAACAACCGUACGAACAGAAAGCAGCUAAGCUAAAGGAGAAAUACGAAAAGGAUAUUGCCGCAUACCGUGCCAAGGGCAAGAGUGAAGCGGGAAAGAAGGGCCCUGGCAGGCCAACAGGCUCCAAGAAGAAGAAUGAACCAGAAGAUGAGGAGGAAGAGGAAGAGGAGGAAGAAGAUGAAGACGAGGAGGAAGAGGAUGAAGACGAGGAAUAAAUGGCUAUCCUGUAAUGAUGCGUGUGGAGUGUGCGUGUGUGCUCAGGCAAUGGUUCUGCUAAGAAUGUGAAUUCAAGUGCAGCUCAAUAUUAGCUUCAGUAUAAAAACUGUACAGAUUUUUGUAUAGCUGAUAAGAUUCUUUGUAGAGAAAAUACUUUUUUAAAAGUGCAGGUUGUAGCUUUUUGAGGGGCUACUACAUACAGUUAGAUUUUAAAGCUUCUGAUGUUGAAUGUUUCUGAAUAUUUAAUGGUUUCUUUAACUUCUUGACUUGUGUAUGGUAGCACAGCAAACUCAUAGAAAUUAGUACCAAUAGUGAAUUUUGGGUUUUCUAGAAUGAGAAUGUUGCAUUCUGUUUUUUAAAAAAAAAAUUUUUGUAAUAAAAUUAUGUAUAUUAUUUCUAUUGUCUUUGUCGUAUAUGCUCAAUUAGCUUUUGCUUUAAAAGUCAUGGUCUGGAACCAUGUCAACUUUUCUUUGUUUUUCUGCCUAAUAGUUCUCAGACAUGGUUGAUUCAGUAUAACGUUUGUUUAAAAGUCAAACAUGCCCAUAUUAUUCAUAUUUACAAAGUGUUCUUUAAAAAGCAGCAGUGGAAUUUAAUGAACUUAAAAAAUUUAUGCAGUUUUAUAAAAUGAGCAAGGUUUGUUCUUGACAUUUAUGUUCAUUUGUUAGCUAACUUGUUCCAUUUUUUUUAGCUGACAUUUUAUUUUGAGAGAAACUUUCUUUUUAAUACGAGGCAGAGGAGCUCAUACAGUGAAUCCAUACCUAAAAACACAUAAACUUUUAAAAACAAUAGGAGCAGGGUUACAUUUUCUGUUGAUAAUGAUCUAGUUUGGGGUAGAAUACCAGAGUGAAUUUUGAGUUAAAUCUUAAAAAUCAGUGUGGUCUUAAGCCUAGAAUUCUCGUUAACUAACCCAAGAAAGCUUUUCAGAUGGUUGUUGUGAUUUUCCAUGACUGUAGUUAGGCGAGAUUUUACUAGGAUAUUUAUUUACAGGUGAAAGCAGUUACUUAGGAAAUGCUCAUUUGAGGAAGCAGUUGCUUGUAUUUGAAUUUAGAUAACUAUUGUAAAUAGUUAUCAAGUUAUUAGUGAAAGUUAGCCAUCUGUUGUCUAAGAGAUUAUAGAAGAAACCUAUUUGUUGAUAGUUUCAUAGUUAAACCUGACAAUCUUGGUUACCUAUCAAGUAUUAAAAAUAGAAGCCAAAAUUCUUAUUACCCAACCAUGGGAGCCUUGGUUGUCUAUCUUAUGCCAUAUUUGGAAUUAUUUCUGACACAGGAAAUACUAACCAAAGUUGUUAAAUGGAAGGUAAGGUAUUAGCAUAAUUCCCAAAGCAGAUGGACUCAAGUAGAAUCUUCAGACCUCUUAGAGAUUGCCCUCCAUUAAUAUCACAGUUGUUGUUUUGGGGCUUUUACUGAUCAUAAAAUGAAAACUAGCUUAUGUAUUUAAAAAAUAUUUCCUGGUGUUAGGUGACUUAAUGCCAGAAAAUUGGGGGUAAGGUGUUUUAGAGACACGCCUAGGUCUGGAUCCCAGUUCCCCAGCUCUACCAAAUGCUAGCUCUAUGGACUUUACCUCUGGGCUUAUUUCUAUCUGUGUAGGGUGUCAGUACCUACUUCGCAGUGUUUUAAUGAUUAAAUGAGAAUGUUAAGUAUUUACAACAGUACUUAAUGCAUAGAAAAGAUAUUAAAUAGGAGUUUUUAAAAUUGAAAUAGAGUCUUUCUUAAGGAUUUCUAUAUCUAUAACUUAGACCCAUGAAGCAGACCUAUCUGGUUCCUUGUCACCUUUCUUUUUGGGAGUUUUUGUGUUUGCUUUCAUUCUGUCCUUUAAAUGAAAUAUAGUUUAAAUGUCUAAGAGUGACUCAUUUUUUAAAAUCAAGGGUUGUUCCAUAAUCUCAGCAUUUGAGAUGAGUCCUCAUAUUUGAUAUUUUCUCUAAGUGUGGAUCAAAAUUUAAAAUACCCUUGUUUUCAGGACUAAAUGACCUCAAGGAGUGGUUAUGUUGGAAAGCUCUGAAAUAGGGGUAAGAAUCAGGUUCUAUCCCAGGCCAGCCAGUACUUGGGGGUGUGUUUAUGAAAACCACCUGCCCCCCCUUUUCUUUUUAAAAAGUCAUAUCUUGAUGGUAUAAAAUGUAAAAGGGCUAUAUAGUGGGUAGUUUACAACCUUGAUUUCCAACUACCAGGUUCUCCCAGGAGGCAACUCCAGUAAUGUAAUAAUUUACCCUUCAAGAGAGACUGAAGCACAACAGUCAUAUGUGCAUAUAUAUCAAUGUUGCACAAAAGGAAGCUUAUUAUAUAUGUUGUUCUGCCCUUUAAUUCUCAUCAUUUUAGAUUCUUAGCACAACAGAGCUGCCACAUUUCACUUAAAUAGCCAUCUGAAUAGUAGCCCAUUGAAUAGAUCACAAUUUAACCAGUUCCUUAAAGAUAGUUAUGGUUGUGGGUUUUUUGCUUUAAGAACAACAUUGCCAUGAAUAUCCUUGUAUGAUUUCAAAAAAUUCUUUAAAUAAGUUUGUGCAUUUAAAAUUGUGCUAAUUAUACUAGCUAAAACCUGUACUUGGUAUAUGCCAGAACCUGCUCUCGUGCUGUUAACUUGCUGAAACCUGCCAAAAUUGCUCUCAGAAGUUUUACUAAUGUAUACUCCACAGCAAUGAAUGUCUAUUUCCUCAUCUCAGCAACAUUAUCAUUCUCAAACUUUGUAAUCUUUGCUAUUCUCUUAUAUAAAAAAUGGUUCCUCCUA